Molecule: messenger RNA, 992 nt
Organism: Setaria italica (foxtail millet)
Lineage: Eukaryota; Viridiplantae; Streptophyta; Magnoliopsida; Poales; Poaceae
Exons: 1
Coding region: 211-807 (198 amino acids)
Source: RefSeq, a predicted model, not a curated record
UGAAUAUUAAUUAUUCUAUUCUAGUCUAGUACAACAAAUAUUUAAUUUAUUCGUAGUAGUUAAAACCACCUCAGAAGAUGAUUAUUGUUCCUAACAACCUUUGCCAUCAUUGACAAGAAACUCGUCAGCCGCAUCACUCGAUCACUAGCAGUAGCGGCUUACUAUACUAGUGAAGCAGAGCAGAGCAGCAGGGGAAGCAGAGCAGCAGCGAUGCCGACGCUGCGGCGGCGCAACCCGGACGUGCACGUGAAGGCGCUGGAGGGCAUCGUCUCCGCCAACACCUUCUUCACGGUGGCCGUCUUCAUCGGCAUCACGGGCACCAUCACGCCCUCCGCCGCCAUCCCGCCCGCCUGCGUCGCGGGCGACGACAUCGCGCGCAACUUCUUCCUCUUCGAGAUCCUCUCCUUCGGCUUCUACCUCCUCUCCAGCCUAGUCGCGCAGGGGAUGAAGCUCGCCGUCACGCUCCUAGCCGCCGACGACUUCUACGGCGACGGCGACCAGAAGCCCCCGCCGUCCGACGACUGCGAGGAGAUGCCGGCGUGGCGCGCCGCGGGGCCGAGGGAGCGGAGGCGCGCCGUGCUCAGGUUCGCGCAGCCGAUGAUGCUGCUGGCGGCCGGGUGCUCCAUCAUGGGAACCUUCUUCCUGCUGCUGUCCAUGGUCGACGCCAUCCAGCUCAAAUUCGGCAUCGUCUCCUGCGGCACCCCGCUCGCCGUCGGCGCCACCUUCGGGCUCUCCGCGCUCGUCGUCGGUGGGCUCAUCUUCUACGGAUCCACCGUCGCCUACGCCCUCACGCACUACCUCCCCUGAAUACCGGCGCCUGCGCUCUGCUCUCUCCCUCUGGGCUAGUUUCUUUUACCUUUUCUUUUAUUUUUUUUCUUUUUCUUUUUACAUUACACAAGGAGUGAGUGAUUAUUAACAGUGGAUUCUGGAACUUUAUGCACAAUUGAGAAAGGAUUCCCAAACUAGGGAAAUACAUAUUUUUUGCAUUACAA